AUGCAUCGUAUCUGGAUUGAAAGUAUUCUUGCUGAUGCGACUUACGAACUGAUAAUACCAGGAAGCAACUCUACAAUUGCAGACGACAUUCUUUCUGCCCAGCCCCGCUCAACUGUGUUUUAUGAUGAAACACUUGCUUUUUAUCUGGCUCUUAGAGUAGGACCAUCUUCAGCCAAACUAGAACCAAGCCAGCUGGAAGAGCUUGCAGCCAAGUAUGUGCAGAUUCAUGUCAUGGCUACUCUGAGCGAAGUAGCAGCAGAUGCAGCCUCAAAAAUAUCCGUCAAUACAUCUACUUCAAAGUCGAGUUUAAAUGCAACCGCGGCAUUAGGGGAAGCAGCCUCGUUGUCUGCAACGCUCAAUACCCCACCCAUCGCUACUUCACAGCGCAACCGACUGAGCGGGACUGUAACCAGACCAAAAAGAUCUUCAUCUAUGAUGUCCAUGUAUAGUCAAAGAUCAACCGCAAUGACAGAUGGAGAUGUAUUGGAUAAUCGCUCAUCUGCUACUUCUAAUUCGUAUCUACAUAAUCUUGGUCAUCCGCAACAGAAAUUCCAAAAUACAUCCAAAUCAUCCGCUCAAGAGCUGUUGUUUUCAUACACUUAUUCCACUCAAAAGUCAUGCAAAUCACCUAUUAUCUGUGCAUCUGGAACUUGUAUUCUGUUUCCUUUGGCUGUAAAAUUAGAUAUUGGCAGAACAAAAUUGACCCGAUCCAAAACCAACAAGGUUAAUUUGUCUGCAACAAUUAGUCAGGUUAUUACAAAAUAUGACGAAGAAGUUGCACUCGGUGGUCCGAUUUGCAACCCCGAAGACUUUGAUGGUGUAAAUAUAUUUGAAAACCUUGAUAGUGAUGUACUAUUUGAUCAGCCACCUACAUUCAUUUUAUCAAACCAUCACAAACGAUUGACCCAGCCCACAUUACCAGCAUUUAGUCACACAUCCAUUACUACUUUGACAGUUAUUCCAACAUUGUCAGUUUCUAUCAAUACCACGAGUUCUGGUUCAAAAAACACCAUGCUUCUUACUAUUUUGAUUGAAAAGAAUCCAGAAUUUCGAGGUAAAUUUUCUACAGAGGUAGAGAGUGUUCAAGUGCAAAUGGUGAAUGCGUUGAUUCAUCCUGUUUCUCAUUCAUCAAUGCUUCCCAUUCAAAUUCAAGAGUCCGAUCAGCUUCUUUUGUUGUACAAUGUAGUACUAAUUGAUCAAAAUCUAAACGUACCACACACUCAUAUUGCAAAUAGUGCAAACCAUUCUCAAGCGGGUAGUUUCUCUUCAUCGACGAGUCCUACAUUUCCUCAAACCUAUGAUCGCACGUUUCGAUCACAAAUCAUAGAUCGAAUGCGUUUGAUAUCUAUACUGAUUCAUAGUAGACCGCACGUUUCUGGAAGCUGCGAUCAACAGCUUGCCUCUACUUGGUAUGUAAAGCUGCGAGUUGGUUCGCAGGGAGAACUUCCGUUUUAUAUUGGUGCGCCAGCAUUUCAUGGUAGACAGUUUGAAUUUGGUCAAGCCGUUCGUGGUAUACAAUUGGAUCCAUUGACAAGUAAAUCUGGUCUCGAGUUUUCAUUUCACGUCAUGUCGACUAUUGUUUUGCGACGGGUGUUUAGAGUACAGGUUUUAAUUGUCAAUCACUCUGAUAAGGAGCAUAAUUUGUCACUGUUGAUUCCCAUGCCAUCACAGUUUUCUGAGCUGACCAAAGGACCAAGUCGAGAUUUGUUUCCCAGAUUACAUUGGGACAAUGAUGAUCUGGUGGAAAAGUAUAUUAGCCAGCAGCAUGAAGAGGUGUCGAUUGCAUGUUUAGAAAAUCGCAUUGAUUUAAAUCCAAUUCCACCCAAUGCGUGUCACCUUGCCAAUCUACACUAUAUUGUCAUCAAGGGACAAGUGCAUAAACUCCCACCUAUUGAGGUUCUUGACACGGAUUCGGGUACUCGAACUACAAUCAAGGAAGCGCUGCAAGUGUUUGUUGAGCGCAUGCAUUACGACCAUACUCACGUAAAAUGA
Molecule: messenger RNA, 1992 nt
Organism: Batrachochytrium dendrobatidis JAM81
Lineage: Eukaryota; Fungi; Chytridiomycota; Chytridiomycetes; Rhizophydiales
Exons: 8
Coding region: 1-1992 (663 amino acids)
Biological process (GO): intra-Golgi vesicle-mediated transport
Cellular component (GO): TRAPPII protein complex
Source: RefSeq, a predicted model, not a curated record